Messenger RNA from Pogoniulus pusillus (Red-fronted tinkerbird), 2051 nucleotides. RefSeq names its product retinoic acid receptor gamma (gene RARG). The record is from RefSeq and is a predicted model, not a curated record. Lineage: Eukaryota; Metazoa; Chordata; Aves; Piciformes; Lybiidae. Gene Ontology annotation, molecular function: nuclear receptor activity; nuclear glucocorticoid receptor binding; zinc ion binding. The transcript has 8 exons. Gene Ontology annotation, cellular component: nucleus; transcription regulator complex. Gene Ontology annotation, biological process: cellular response to corticotropin-releasing hormone stimulus; retinoic acid receptor signaling pathway; regulation of transcription by RNA polymerase II. The coding region runs from base 93 to 1451 and encodes 452 amino acids.
CCCUCAGCGCCGUGGCCGCCACGGGCUCGGUUCCCGGCUCGGUGCCGGUGGCGGGGGCCGGUACCGCCGGCAGGGUCCCUGCCGCCGCCGCCAUGUUCGGCUGCCUGGAGCCGCUGGCGGGGCCGCGGCGGCUGCACGACGUCACCAACCGCGGCGGCUGCGGGCUGCGCAGGGCGGGCUGCGGGCUGCGCUGGGGGGGCCGCCCCGGGAGGGGGCCCUGGGGAGCCACCGGCCGCCCGGCGGAGCCGCAGGGGCGCAGCGCGGAGGAGAUGCUGCCCAGCUCGCCCUCGCCGCCGCCGCCGCCCCGCGUCUACAAACCCUGCUUCGUCUGCAGCGACAAGUCCUCGGGGUACCACUACGGCGUCAGCUCCUGCGAGGGCUGCAAGGGCUUCUUCCGGCGCAGCAUCCAGAAGAACAUGAGCUACAGCUGCCACCGCGACAGGAACUGCCACAUCAACAAGGUCACUCGCAACCGCUGCCAGUUCUGCCGCCUGCAGAAGUGCUUCGAGGUUGGGAUGUCCAAGGAAGCCGUCCGCAACGACAGGAACAAGAAGAAGAAGGAGGUGAAGGAGGAGGAGGUGGUGGAGAGCUACGAGCUGAGCCCCGAGCUGCAGGAGCUGGUGCAGAAGGUCAGCAGAGCUCACCAGGAGACCUUCCCCUCGCUGUGCCAGCUGGGCAAAUACACCACGAACUCCAGCGCGGACCACAGAGUGCAGCUGGACCUGGGCCUGUGGGACAAGUUCAGCGAAUUGGCCACCAAAUGCAUCAUCAAGAUCGUGGAGUUCGCCAAGCGCCUGCCAGGCUUCACCGCGCUCAGCAUCGCCGACCAGAUCACGCUGCUCAAGGCUGCCUGCCUCGACAUCCUGAUGCUGCGGAUCUGCACCCGCUACACGCCCGAGCAGGACACGAUGACCUUCUCAGACGGGCUGACGCUGAACCGCACCCAGAUGCACAACGCAGGCUUCGGGCCCCUCACCGACCUGGUGUUCGCCUUCGCCGGGCAGCUGCUGCCGUUGCAGAUGGACGACACCGAGACAGGGCUGCUGAGCGCCAUCUGCCUCAUCUGCGCCGACCGGCAGGACCUGGAGGAGCCGGAGAAGGUGGAGCAGCUGCAGGAGCCGCUGCUGGAGGCGCUGAAGGUGUACGCGCGGCGGCGCCGGCCCCGGCAGCCACACAUGUUCCCACGCAUGCUGAUGAAGAUCACAGACCUGAGGGGCAUCAGCACCAAAGGCGCGGAGCGGGCGCUGACGCUGAAGAUGGAGAUCCCGGGCCCGAUGCCGCCUCUGAUCCGCGAGAUGCUGGAGAACCCUGAGAUGUUCCAGGAGGAGGACGAGGAAGGGGGGGGGCAGCUCCCCCUCGAUGACCCCCCCGCGGCCCAGGACAGCCCCCCCGGACCGCCCCCCCUCCUCCCCGUGACCUCCCGUCCCUCCUCCAGCCUGCACCGGGGCUGAGGUCGGUGGGGGUGGGGGUGCGGGGGGGCAGCGGUGGCCUCGCAGCAGCCUCCUCCCUCCCCACCCCCUCCAAAUUCACAGCGCUGCCUUCUGCCCCACCCCCAGGUCACUCCGGGGGGGCCUCUCCCAGCCUCCCCCCUUUUUGUUUUUUCUGGGGGGGCUUCAGAAAGCAGACCCCAGAGCAGCUAUUGCCUUAACAUGGGGGAGGGGAGGGGCUCGGGGGCCCCCCCUAAAGACCUCAGCUUUAUGCCAAAAAUGCUCUCCCCCCUCCCCCCCGCACUAAUUCUGCUCCCCCACAACUUUAUAUGGGGGAGAACCAAAAGGGAGGACAAGGGACAGGAAUUGCCUCCCCCCCCCCAUAUUAAUGCCUGACACCCCCGGGGCGCCCCCCUCCUUUGCCUCCACUCACUGGGGGGGGGGGAAGGCAUCCAGGACCUUAUUUAUUAGAGGGAGGAUUCUGGGGGAGGCUCCUACAAUGUCCUUUUCUCUCCCCCCCUUUGGUUGCUUCUGAGGUGCAACAGGACUCCCCUCCCCUCCCUUCACGUUUUGGGGCUGGGGGGGGCUUUUUAUUUACUGAUUUGUUUUAUAUGUGGGGGGUGG